UUGAACAGUUGCAGGCUGCUUUCAGUGCAAGUUGUUGUUAAUUAGUUGCUUCAAGAUAUCUUUCUUUUCUGUCACAAAAUGUUUCCAUAACUGAUAUGUUGUUCUUUGAUUUCAUCAAAGUCUUUAAAAACAAUAUUGCAUCUUCUCUAGAGAGGGUUCCCAAAGCUUUCUUUUCUGUUGAUAUCAUCAGUAGUGCUUUUCUGCAAGUCUUAAACCUUUGCAACCCCCUCUCACCUCACUCUUGGGUUCUUUUAUUGCUUUUGAAGUACCUGGAUAUUCAGUGUGACUCUGCCAGCAGCUCCAGCUGACCCAGGUUCUGCACUACAGUUCAGUUUGGGAUGACAGAGUGUCAUUUGCUUAAGGCAGAAGACUUGGGGGGAAGCGCCUUGAAUAAGGGUUCCUUGUAUGUAUCUUUCCUUUGGGGGAACCCGAAUUUCUUCAGAGUCCUCCACGGUUUGUGUCACAGAUUGUGUGUGAGAAAGCCUUCCCGAGGAUCGGCGAGGGUCCCGCGGCGCCGGCGCUCCAAGUCUCCGGUCCUGCACCCUCCCAAGUUCACCUAUUGCAACAUGAAAGCCAACAGCCAGCUGAAGCACAAACCCCAGGCAGACACUUCGAAGGGUGUCGUCAGCUCAGAUGUUUUUGUCCCAGCAGAACGUGGUACGAAGGACGGGCAGGAUUCUCACCUUGAGGCCAGUAACGACAGAACUGAACCGUUGGAAGCUUUCACCGCCGAAGAGCCUUUGCAGCAGCUGGGGGAGAACUGCCCUGCUGUCUCCUCAUCCUUUGAGAACAGCUUGCAAACCUCAGAUUUCCAGUCCUUAUCCAUGCUUAGCAACGGCAGGCAGUGCCCUUGUACGGACAGGAAGUGCCAGUGCCAGCAGUGGCGCGCCAUGGAGGUGUACUCCUUCUCCGGCCUGCGCAGCGUCCUGUCCGAGUGCGAGAAGGCUGUCCUGGGAGCCCAUGCCCACUCCCUCCAGAACAGAUCUCCCUCUGGGACAGCCUCAGCAAGCUCUCACAGGUCUUGUUCUGAGCAAGCUCGAGCCUUUGUGGAUGACGUGACUAUUGAAGAUCUUUCGGGAUACAUGGAAUACUACUUAUAUAUUCCCAAGAAAAUGUCUCACAUGGCAGAGAUGAUGUAUACUUGACUGUAAGCAAUAGAGAAUCCUGAAGCAGAAUUUGAUACAAUGGUUGGGCUAAUUGCCUUGUCAGUGCCAUGUUUUCACUGUUGUGUGUUUGAUUAAAUGUUUCUUUGCCUCAUACAGUUUAGUUUUCUAAUAAAAUGAAAAAUGAAAUAUAGUUUCUGAGCUUAGUUCUAAAAAGAAUGCACUAAAGUCUCUGAAUACCUUAACAAAAGCACUCUAGGUCAAAUGAGCUCUGUUUGGUUUUUGAUUUGUGCUGUGGAUAUUGAAGCUCUGCUGUUUUCACUAUGUUUUGGAAAAAACCAAACAAAACCAAAAAAAACUUCUAUUUUUUUUCUGAUAUUUUGGCGUGUUUGGAAUGUUCAUUCUUAAUGUAUCUCCGUACUUAGAGAAAAGUUUCACAGCUACAGCUCCAUCCUCUAUCCUGCUCUAGAGAGAAGGAUGAGAAGGCAUUCAGCAUUUUGGAUAGGAUGAAUCUCCUUUCCUUGAACACUGGCUGACUCCUUUUUUAGUUGGAUCAAGUUGUGAAUGCUUCUUCCUUACAGUUUUUUUGGGAGGUCCAGAACGUGCGGGUGUGUACUUGGACCCUUCCUUAAUCUAACUCGCUCACUCUUAAGCAGUUCUAUUUUUCUGCAGAUAAGUGAAGCUCUUAGAAGUAAAAAUAUAUUUUGUUAUUUGUGCUUUACAGAUGGAAUAAUUUGGGGGGGAGUGAAGCAGACUACCAGGUUGUUUGGGCUGUGCAGUCUCAGAAGCAGAGAGGGUGGAACCAUCUAUACAGGAUGUUUCUGAGCACAUCUGUUACACAAAGUGGUGUGGAAAGGGGGUGAACAAGAUGUGUGUAUCAUCCUGGCUUUGUGCUGUAGAGCUAUGACAUUCUUGCUGGUUGAAAAUACUGCAAUAAAAAAAUUCUGUUGCCGAGACUUGCAUUAAUAAAUGUUUGUCAAAACCCA
Onychostruthus taczanowskii (white-rumped snowfinch) is the source of this 2089-nucleotide messenger RNA. RefSeq names its product oxidative stress-responsive serine-rich protein 1-like. The transcript has 2 exons. Bases 339 to 1145 code for a protein of 268 amino acids. The record is from RefSeq and is a predicted model, not a curated record. Gene Ontology annotation, biological process: cellular response to hydrogen peroxide. Lineage: Eukaryota; Metazoa; Chordata; Aves; Passeriformes; Passeridae.